Acanthosepion pharaonis is the source of this 588-nucleotide messenger RNA. Lineage: Eukaryota; Metazoa; Mollusca; Cephalopoda; Sepiida; Sepiidae. The record is from the annotation of a GenBank genome assembly.
AUGUAUUUGGUAUCUAUCUAUGCAGCUCAGCCUGUUCAUAUCUAUCUAGCUAUCAAGCUAUUUCAGUUUGUUCAUAUCUAUCUAUCUAUCUAUCUAUCUAUCUAUAUCUCAGUCUGUUCAUAUCUAUUUAUCUAUCUCAGGUUAUUCAUAUCUAUCUCGAUUCGUUAUCUAUCACAGUCUGUUUAUAUCUAUCUAUCUAUCUAUCUAUCUAUCUAUCUAUCUAUCUAUGUUAGUCUGUUCAUAUCUAUUUAUCUAUCUCAGCGAGCUAUCACAGUCUGUUCAUAUCUAUCUAUCUAUCUAUCUAUCUAUAUCUAUCUAUCUAUCUAUCUAGCAAAUAAAUCUAUAACAGUCUGUUCAUAUCUAUCUAUCUAUCUAUCUAUCUAUGUUAGUCUGUUCAUAUCUAUUUAUCUAUCUCUGGUUAUUUAUAUCUAUCUCUCUAUCUAUCUAUCACAGUCUGUUCCUAUCUAUCUAUCUAUCUAUCUAUCUAUCUAUCUAUCUAUCUAUCUAUCUAUCUAUCUCAGUCGCUUCAUAUCUAUUUAUCUUAGUCUGUUCAUUUUUAUCUCUUCGUUUCGUUAUCUAUCUAUCUAG